Molecule: messenger RNA, 828 nt
Organism: Halichondria panicea
Lineage: Eukaryota; Metazoa; Porifera; Demospongiae; Suberitida; Halichondriidae
Product: ubiquitin-conjugating enzyme E2-22 kDa-like
Exons: 8
Coding region: 92-712 (206 amino acids)
Molecular function (GO): protein binding
Source: RefSeq, a predicted model, not a curated record
GAGAGCUACCAAAGUUAAAACUCAACUAGAAACGAAGGACAAGCCAGGAAAGUUCUGUGUUGGACCCAGAGGCCUGAGAGAGUGUGGUUUUAUGGCUCAGCUGCACGUGACUAGAGUGAGGAGGGAGUUCAGAGAAGUGGUCAACAGUGAAGAGGCCCAGGCAUGUGCCAUCAAGGUGGAGAUUAUCAACGAUCAUGAUCUGACCAAGCUGCGAGGGUUUAUCACAGGACCUCCUGACACACCCUUCGAAGGUGGCAAGUUUAUACUCGAUAUCCAAAUACCCGAAAGUUACCCGUUUAAUCCGCCCAAGGUGAAAUUUGUGACCAAGAUCUGGCACCCUAACAUCAGCUCAGUGACGGGUGCUAUCUGUUUGGAUAUUCUCAAGGAUCAAUGGGCAGCUGCAAUGACUCUGAGAACAGUUCUGCUCUCUAUACAGGCCUUACUACAAGCAGCUGAGCCAGACGACCCUCAGGACGCAGUGGUAGCCAAACAGUACAAAGAGAGUCCUGACUUGUAUAAAAAAACAGCUAGACACUGGUCACAGAAAUAUGCAAAUGCUCCAGGUGAGAAAGACCUAUCUAUGGACCAAAGCGAAUUUGAUGAUAAAGUUAAACAGCUACUAGUAAUGGGAAUUGAUCAGGACCAAGCUAGAGCGGCGUUAUCCACUCAUGGUUGGGAUGUUGAACGAGCAAUAGACUCUAUUUUUAGCUAGAACUCACCCACACCGUUUUAUCUAGGUAAGGCACAAAGUGCUGUACAGAAGUAUGUACACUUUUGUGUGUUUCAGUGUUGAAUUUAUUGAAUAACAGUGUGUUUUGCAUUUUUCAA